GAUUGACACACUAUAUAAUUUCAGUGAAGAUGAGAAAGAAGUAAACCAUUUUCUUCUUUUGUAUUGUCCACGCCACGCCUCUCAGGUCCACUGGCCACGCUCUCUUCUCUGACCCACCAUCAUCACAGACGCCAUUAAACCUCUCUCUCUCUCUCUUCCAUUUAUGUGCCUGUUACCCACCGCUACAAUCUCUCUGUUCUUCUCUUUUUUCCUCACCGAAUGUUUGUAAACCAAUCCCAACUCUCGAAUUUUCUGGAAUGUCGAUUUCUUACUGAUAAUUUUGCGCCGUUAGACCAAAGGGUUUUGUUGAAUUUCUUGCUCGUUCUUCUUUUGGGUUUUUAAUUUGGGGUUUCUUCAAAUGAUGGGUUGUUGGUUCGCUUAAUCGGGGUUAGAUUCGUUCACAGUGGCGGACCGAGAAGAUGGGUGGUGUUACUUCGUCCAUGGCGGCGAAACUCGCUUUUUUCCCACCGAAUCCGCCUUCGUACAAACUUGUUACCGAUGAAUAUACCGGUCUUUUGCUUCUAAGCCCUUUUCCUCAUCGUGAAAAUGUUGAGAUUCUUAAGCUGCCCACUCGUCGUGGUACUGAGAUUGUUGCUGUCUUCAUUCGCUACCCUAUGGCCACCUCGACGUUGCUUUACUCUCAUGGAAACGCCGCUGAUCUGGGCCAGAUGUACGAGCUUUUCAUUGAAUUGAGCAUUCACCUUCGUGUUAACAUCAUGGGGUAUGACUAUUCAGGGUAUGGCCAAUCAACUGGAAAGCCAAGUGAGCAGAAUACAUAUGCAGAUAUUGAAGCUGUAUACAAGUGUCUUGAAGAAAGUUAUGGUACUAAGCAGGAAGAUAUCAUCCUGUAUGGCCAAUCAGUUGGAAGUGGCCCCACUUUGGAUCUUGCAGCUCGGCUGCCUCUUUUAAGAGCUGUAAUUCUUCAUAGUCCUAUACUUUCUGGUUUAAGAGUCAUGUAUCCAGUGAAGCGUUCGUACUGGUUCGACAUUUAUAAGAAUAUUGACAAAAUUCCUUUGGUUGAUUGUCCUGUUCUUAUCAUCCACGGAACUUCAGAUGAUGUGGUUGAUUGCUCACAUGGUAAGCAACUCUGGGAAUUAUGCAAAGAAAAGUAUGAACCACUGUGGAUUAAAGGAGGAAACCACUGUGAUCUGGAGCUCUAUCCGGAGUAUAUUAAGCACCUGAAGAAGUUCAUAUCAACGGUGGAGAAAUCCCCAUCCCAGAGAUACAGUUCCAGGAAGAGCACAGACCAGUUAGAGAAACCUCGAAGGAGUGUUGACUUUUUCGAAGUUUCGAGGAAGAGCACAGAUAGGCGAGAGAAACCAAGGCAGAGCACCGAUAGGCAUGAAAAAAAGAAGAGCCAGUAUGGUACUACAGAUAAAUUAGAGAAAACGAGAAUGUCAGUUGACCAUAAAGAAAGGUCACGCAAGAGCGUCGAUUGUCACGAGAAGUCUAGAAAAAGUGUUGAUCAUCAGUUUGAACGAGCAAGAAAGAGUGUCGAACGACUUGACAGAAUACACACCGGAUAAUUGUUGUUGGGUAUAGCAAAAUUGUUUCUAAGGAACAGGAGUGGGAUUGUAAGAAUUUCACAGAUCUUUUUUUUUUAUGUUCUAUGUAUUAACUUAUGGUCCUUUUGAUGUGUAGUUUACCUUCUGAAAGUUUGAAUUAACUAUCAUGAAAUGAGAAAAGGACAUGGUGUCCUGUUUGUUCUUGUUUCCAUUACCAA
This is a messenger RNA of Cucurbita pepo subsp. pepo (vegetable marrow), 1723 nucleotides long. RefSeq lists its product as uncharacterized. The record is from RefSeq and is a predicted model, not a curated record. NCBI's taxonomy places the organism in Eukaryota, Viridiplantae, Streptophyta, Magnoliopsida, Cucurbitales, Cucurbitaceae.